Fulvia fulva is the source of this 582-nucleotide messenger RNA. RefSeq lists its product as uncharacterized. The transcript has a single exon. NCBI's taxonomy places the organism in Eukaryota, Fungi, Ascomycota, Dothideomycetes, Mycosphaerellales, Mycosphaerellaceae. The record is from RefSeq and is a predicted model, not a curated record. Bases 1 to 582 code for a protein of 193 amino acids.
AUGGCGGAGUCAGCCCCCAUCACCACAGCACGCUGUCACCUCCUCGAGAUGCCACCAGAACUUCGCAAUCGUAUCUACCGCUUCGCUCUUGUGCAACACAGCCAGAUCUUUGUGUGCGACGAUGGAUACGAUGGCCUCAAGACGCCAGCACUCUUGCGAGUCUGUCGUCAGAUACGUGCCGAAGCCAGGUCCAUCUACUAUAUCGAAAACAAGUUCUCAAUCGAAGUGCCCGACCCCGACCCAGCGGUGGCACUUCACUUUCACCAACAGGCCGAAGGUCUUUGGUCCAAUUAUGAGGUGGGCAACAAUUUUGCAGAGGGCUUUGAGUACGAGCUACGCUUCUGGAACUGCUGGAGUUGGAAGAAUAGUGGUUGGAGCUCUACCACAAGGAUCAGGUCUCCAUGUUCACAGACUGCGGCCAUUGGCCCGAGAACCAUCCCACUGUCUGGUGCAACUGUUCGUAUGUUUGAGCUGGUAAUCGAGAUGCAGAGAUGUCGAUGGAGCACCGUGAGCGCAGCUCUAGAGGUUUUUAAGGAAGCUUUGGAGGAUCAAGCUGGAGAUAGGUGGUGGUGGGACGAUUGA